AAAGUUCUUAGUAUCUAGUAAAUUUCUAAGGACUAUUGUUCCAGAAUUAACGAAUACUGCUCUUCCCAUUCCAAAAAUGGCUUCCAAACAUUCUCUGUCCUCCGAAACCAUCGCUAAAACUAACGGAACAUAACUCCCUUCUCCUAUUUUUCUUACAUUAUAGAUACCUUCACUUUCUCCACCCUCUCUUAUUUUCGCUCUUCUACCCCGCCGCCGCGUCGCCGCGCGGCCACGACCCUCGUUUUCCCUCGUACAACACAUACACACAUAAAAAAAAGCACAAACACAAAAAGAAAACAGACAAAAACGUAGGAGGAGUUAGCUAGGUAUACAUUGAAGAAAGAGAACAAAAAUGCUUUCGACAAUGGAAGAAACCACCUAUUCAAUAGCCUCCUCCUCCUACCCAACAAAAAAAGCAAUAAUAAAACUACUAACAAUCCAUCUCUUCCUUUUCUUGAGCCUCCAUGUCUCCGACGUCGGAGCACAGAAACAAGCAUCGUCAUCUUCGCUCGAACUCGAAAGCUGCGAUGGAGUUUUUAUCUCGUACACCCUUGUGUCGCGGGAGAAGGAGUAUCCGCACGUGAAGAACGCAUCGAAGCAGGCGUGGGCGUUCAAGGCGGAAGCUACGCUGACGAACGUGGGAGAUGAGGAGGUGCAGGGGUGGAAGAUGUUUGUGGGGUUCCAGCACCGCGAGAUUCUGGUCUCCGCAGACGGCGCCAUUCUCAUCGACGCCAGCGACUUUCCUGCGGAGGUGGGAAAUGGGACGACGAUGGUGGGGUCCACCGUGGCGGACUUGAAGACCGCCAUUGGCACCGCCGGGGAUCUGAACCAGAUGAGUGCGAAGAUCGAUAUUGUUGGGACGCAGUUUGGGUUGGGUGUCGGAGCUACCCCCAUGCCCAAAACCAUUACUCUCCAGAAUGAUGGAUUCAAAUGCCCUGCACCUACUCGAAAAGCCUCGACAAUGUUCGCAUGUUGCAGAAAGGACCCGAAAGUGAAGGCAAAGCCAGUGACGAAAACCAAGUACCCUCCUCGUCGCUCUGGGGAUCUCACCAUAGAAUACGACGUGCUUCAAGCUUUUCAGAACAACUACUAUGUCCAAGUGACAAUCGAGAACAAACACCCAUUGGGUCGUCUUGAUCAUUGGAACUUGACAUGGGAAUGGCCAAAGGGAGAGUUCAUAUAUUCCCUUAAAGGAGCUUAUGCUCGCAGAAAAGACCCUUCUGACUGCUUGUAUGGUUCAGCUGGAAAAUUCUACGGUGACAUGGAUUUCUCGCAAGUUGCAACCUGUCAGAAGAAGCCAAUAAUCUCUGACCUUCCAGCAGAAAGAUCAGAAGAUGAAAAAGUUGGGAAACUCCCUUGGUGCUGCAGGAACGGGACCGUUUUGCCUCCACUCAUGGACAAGAACAAAGCUAAAUCAAUGUUCCAGAUGCAAGUGUUCAAAAUGCCACCAGAUACUGAUAACAGAACGGCCAUCACACCCCCUAUGAAGUGGAACAUCGAUGGUGUCAUCAAUCCACAUUACCAAUGCGGUGCACCGGUUAGGGUUGAUCCUUCGGUUUUCCCUGACCCCAGUGGACUAAACGCAAUCUCCACAGCUGUAGCAACUUGGCAAAUAGUUUGCAACAUCACCAAACCCAAGCCUCAGCAAAACCGUUGCUGUGUCUCCUUCUCAGCGUUCUACAACGAAUCAGCAAUCCCUUGCAACACGUGUGCAUGUGGCUGUACUGACACAAGGAAGUGCAACUCUCAGGCCUCUCCAUUGCUUCUUCCACCAGAGGCUCUUCUUGUGCCGUUUGCAAACAGAACCGUGAAGGCACGAGCAUGGGCCAAACUCAAGCACUUGCACGUUCCUAGCAGGCUCCCUUGUGCAGAUAACUGCCCCGUGAGCAUCAACUGGCACGUGAAUUCGGAUCACAAGGAGGGAUGGACUGCUAGGAUAACAAUUUUCAACUGGGAGGAUUACUCAUUUGAUGAUUGGUUCACUGCGAUUCAGUUGACGAAGACUUUCGACGAUUUUGAAGAUGUUUAUUCCUUCAACGGGACAAGAAUUCCUGGUCUGAAAACCAUUUUCUUAGAAGGCCUGAAGGGUUUGAACUACUUGGCUGGUGAAACCAAUGGAACAUACGCUAAAGACCCUAGGGUUCCAGGGAAACAACAAUCUGUGCUUUCUUUCACCAAAAAGCACGUAAAACACUUUGAUAUCACAAAAGAUGGGUUCCCCUCUAAGGUUUACUUCAAUGGAAUGGAGUGUUCACUUCCCCCGAUCAGACCACACAAAAGUUCGGGGCAUAAAUCUUCCAUCAGUGUCAUUGCACUCAUAUUGACAGCGUUUCUGACUCUCUUGCUGAUAUAAAUUAAACAAUAGAGAACGAAGGGCUGACAUUGGCAAUUGAAGAUGAUCUGAAUCCAAAUUAAGGGUUUAUUUUUCUUCUCUUCGGGGCUGCUUUUAGAUAUAUAUAUAUAUAUACGUAUAUGUGUGUGAAGGUCACUCUCUCUCAUCAACGACGGGGGCUCAUACAAACUGAGCAGAGAGAUAAGGAUACAUGAUGAGGGUUGCAGCCUUUUUGUGUAAAAGUACAUAACUGUGUAUCUGGUACAAGAUGUAUCUAGCUCAUAUUAAAAUUAGA
Molecule: messenger RNA, 2627 nt
Organism: Vigna umbellata (rice bean)
Lineage: Eukaryota; Viridiplantae; Streptophyta; Magnoliopsida; Fabales; Fabaceae
Gene: COBL10
Product: COBRA-like protein 10 precursor
Biological process (GO): cellulose microfibril organization
Cellular component (GO): membrane
Source: RefSeq, a predicted model, not a curated record